Pollicipes pollicipes is the source of this 387-nucleotide messenger RNA. RefSeq lists its product as uncharacterized. The record is from RefSeq and is a predicted model, not a curated record. NCBI's taxonomy places the organism in Eukaryota, Metazoa, Arthropoda, Thecostraca, Pollicipedomorpha, Pollicipedidae. The transcript is spliced from 4 exons. The coding region runs from base 31 to 387 and encodes 118 amino acids.
GGCUCUGUCAGCGUCAGCUUCGCCGAGGCCAUGGCGGUACCCCCGGAGUUCUCCCUGGUCGGACCGUCGGUGGUGUGCUCGGCGGCCGACUCACGCGCCACCUACCGGGCGCUGACGCUGGAGGGCCUCGGCCGGGCGCUCACCUACACGUGGAACGUGACGCUGGAGGCGGACACCACGCUGACGCAGCGCACCACGCUGGAAGUCUGGCAGGGCAUCAACGAGGUCAUGGAACGCGAUGCGACGUACGGGACGGGAGCCGUGUCCGUCUACACCAUCAACACGUCACCGCUCAUCGCCGACGACUUCAACUACCAGGUGUUUGCGAAGGCGCAGACGUGGGUGGGCGGCUCGCCUCGGGCCUCUCGGUGGCCGUGUCGGCCCUGA